AUGACGUAUUUGGUAAUAACGCUAGAAGGAAGAGAAAUAUGCAGGGCUCUGAUCAAGAAAGAAUCCAUGGAAGAUUCUUGCAGUAAAGAGAAUGCAAAUGCUUCAGAUAUUGAUGGCGAUUGCAUCUUUUCUGGACCUUCCAAGACUUUUAAUCCCGAGAAGAUAGUUCGAGAAAAGAAGUCUCGGUUGAACUACGAACUAUUUGACAAAGAAGUUCCAAAACUGAAGCACAAGAAAUCAUCGGUGCAAAAGCGUCAGUCCAAUAAGGCGGAGAUCACAAUAGACAAAGAGAAGGUGGAGUGGCUUAAAUUUUCCAGGGAUUAUUCGUUUUUAUUAUCCGAUAAUGAUGAGUUACAUGGUUCUGGGGUAAAACUUAAUCCUUGGAUCGUUAAGAAUGUUUCAAAAUCUUGUGAUUCAAUGCCGAAGAAGAAAUCCGAGGUAUCAAGAAGAGAGGCAGCGACACCAAAACCAAAAGUGUUGUCCUCUAAACCAUGGAGUAAAGAAUCAAGGUUCAAGAAUUCUGGCAGAUCAAAUUUUGAAGGUCAUGUUCGAAAGAGAAAACAAGUAAUCUAUGAAGACGAGGAUGAUGACGACGACCAAGCCAUUGAUACUCAUAAGGAAGAUACUCGGAGGACGCCAGGAUUGCUACGUAAAAAGAUCGUAGAACAAGAAAAGAGGGAGACAAAGAAACGCAAGAUGUAUUGA
Molecule: messenger RNA, 705 nt
Organism: Fraxinus pennsylvanica
Lineage: Eukaryota; Viridiplantae; Streptophyta; Magnoliopsida; Lamiales; Oleaceae
Source: the annotation of a GenBank genome assembly